This is a messenger RNA of Camelus dromedarius (Arabian camel), 2365 nucleotides long. It is a transcript of the gene MYOC, whose product is annotated as myocilin. The transcript is spliced from 3 exons. Gene Ontology annotation, biological process: signal transduction; osteoblast differentiation. The coding region runs from base 107 to 1579 and encodes 490 amino acids. NCBI's taxonomy places the organism in Eukaryota, Metazoa, Chordata, Mammalia, Artiodactyla, Camelidae. Gene Ontology annotation, cellular component: Golgi apparatus. The record is from RefSeq and is a predicted model, not a curated record.
GCCACCCAUCCAGACACCUCGCAGCGUAGGGAGAGUUCCAGAGAAAGCCUCGCCCAGCCUCUGCACUGAGGGCUCCUGUGCCCACUGCGGCCGCCGCAGGCCCAAGAUGCCAGCUGUCCAGCUGCUGCUGCUGGCCUGUCUGGCGUGGGGCGUGGGGGCCAGGACAGCCCAGUUCUGGAAGGCCAACGACCAGAGUGGCAGCUGCCAGUAUACCUUCAGUGUGGCCAGCCCUAGUGAGUCCAGCUGCCCCGAGCAGGGCCAUGCCAUGUCAGCCAUCCAGGACCUGCAGAGAGACAGCAGCAAACAGCGUGCAGACCUGGAGUCCACCAAAGCCCGGCUCAGCUCCCUGGAGGCCCUCCUGCACCGGCUGACCUCAGGUCAGGCUGCCAGGCCCGUGGAGACCCAGGAGGGGCUUCAGAGGGAGCUGGCCACCCUGAGGACGGAGCGAGAACAGCUGGAGACCCAAACCAGGGAGCUGGAGACAGCCUACAGCAACCUCGUCCGUGACAAGUCAGCUCUGGAGGUGGAGAAGAGGCGACUGGAGGCGGAGAAUGAGGAUCUGGCCAGGAGGUUGGAAAGCAGCAACCAGGAGGUCACAAGACUGAGAAGGGACCAGUGCCCCAAGGCCCACAGCAUUUCUCAGGAUGUGCCUCCAGGAUCCAAGGAAGUUUCUAAAUGGAAUUUGGAGAACUUGGACUUCCAGGAACUGAAGUCAGAGUUAACUGAGGUUCCUGCUUCACGAAUCUUGAAGGAGAGUCCGUCUGGUCGUCCCAGGAGUGAAGAGGAAGGCCAUGGAUGUGGAGAACUCGUGUGGGUAGGAGAGCCUGUCACGCUGAGAAGAGCUGAAACAAUCACAGGCAAGUAUGGCGUGUGGAUGAGAGACCCCGAGGCUGCCCAACCCUAUACCCGGGAGACCACGUGGAGAAUCGACACGGUGGGCACGGACAUCCGCCAGGUGUUUGAGUACGACUUCGUCAGCCAGUUAACGCAGGGCUACCCUUCCAAGGUGCACGUGCUGCCCAGGCCACUGGAAAGCACGGGCGCAGUGGUGUACCAGGGGAGCCUCUAUUUCCAGGAAGCCAAGUCCAGGACGCUUAUCAGGUAUGAGCUGGGCACCGAGACGCUGAAGGCUGAGAGGGAAAUCCCUGGAGCUGGCUACCACGGACAGUUCCCCUAUUCCUGGGGUGGCUACACAGACAUCGACCUGGCCGUGGACGAGACAGGCCUCUGGGUCAUCUACAGCACCGAGGCGGCCAAAGGCGCCAUUGUCCUCUCCAAACUGAACCCAGAGAACCUGGAACUUGAACAAACCUGGGAGACUAACAUCCGGAAGCAGUCAGUCGCCAACGCCUUCAUCAUCUGUGGCACCUUGUACACCGUCAGCAGCUAUUCGUCGCCCGAUGCUGCCGUCAACUUCGCCUACGACACCCACACGGGGAGCAGCAAGGCCCUGACUGUCCCCUUCAAGAACCGCUACAAGUACAACAGCAUGAUUGACUACAACCCCCUGGAGAAGAAGCUCUUUGCCUGGGACAACUUCAACAUGGUCUCCUACGACAUCAGGCUUUCCAAGGUUUGAAGAGCUGCCAAGUGCUGCCAGAAAAGGCAGAAGGGGACGGUGUUCAGGGCGCCUGGGGGAGAGCCAGCCAGCCAAUGCCCACGCAGCUUCGCUCCGCUUUCCAAGCCUGGAUUAAUCCGAAAGAAAAGAAUGUGCGCUGUCACCAUGGCUGACUGGGCAGGAACAGCCAUCUGGGGAUUUAGACAAUCUCACACUAUAAUAGUCUUUACUUCUGUCAGCUCUUAAAGGGAUACUUAAUCAAAAUAGUUUAACUUUUCUGGUGACUUAAGGCAAAAGCUGUAUUGCGUAGUAGUUUCUUCACAAAAACCACAAGGCUUUUUAUAAAUGGCCCUCACCAGGAGGGGGGAUGGUAUAGUUCAGUGGUAGAGUGCAUGCUUAGCAUGCAUGAGGUCCUGGAUUCAGUCCCCAGUACCUCCAUUAAAAAAAACAAAUAACCUAAUUAUCUCCUCUCCCCCCCAAAAAAAAUACCCCCCCCAAAACAACAAAACAAACAAAAAAUAAUAAAUGGCCCUUACUGGCUGAAGAGAGUAUGUGUGGAGAAGAGUUUGGGAAAAACAGAUUGCCCCACGUGGACCCCAGGGCCAUCCCCCGCUCUUGCACACUGCCUGGUUACCAUGAGCUACAAUAACAAAUAGUGAGCCUAAAGGAAGAAGAGCAGCUUUUGCGCCAGCGCUGAACACACAUAAGAUGUGUUUACUAUAGUUGGCUUCUAAUGCUUCAAGUGUCAUCCUGUUGUGUGGUAUAGGACCUCUGCCCUGCAAAAUAAAAUAGUCUUACAUAACAGUC